CACUUACCUGUUUGUUUUCCAACGUCUUCUUCGCCCAGCGGCGAUCGCAUCCGUGCAUACUUGCCUUGUAUGGAAUAACUCACCGUGGAGCUUUGUCGCGAACGCCGUUUGAGAACGAGAGAUGUCCGGCGACGAUCGUCAGUGACGUGAAGCUGCCCUGUGAUGGGAUCGGUUGUGCCCCUCCGCUCAAAGAACAAUAAGUUUUAUUGAUUUAAUAAAGGAAGCGCGGUCUUGCCGCUCUAUCUAUUUAAUCUUCAGAAGAUAUAUAUACUGUUUUGUCGCUUUUCCAACCCUACAGUACACUUUAGAGAAGAGGACUGGAUUGGACGUCAUCGCUCCACUCGUCGCCUCCAGACAAGAUGGCAAUGAACUUCGUGACCUUCAACCAGGACUACAGCUACUUGGCUGUGGCGACUGCCAAGGGGUUUCGCAUAUUCACAACAGACCCUUUCGCCAAGAGCUAUGAGACCAAGGAAGGGAACAUUGCUAUAAUCGAGAUGCUGUUUUCAACAUCUUUGGUCGCGUUGAUUCUCUCACCACGUCGCUUGCAAAUCACUAAUACAAAGCGCCAAUCCACAAUAUGCGAGUUGACGUUUCCCACCACUGUCCUGGCGGUUAAACUGAACCGGAAACGGCUCGUCAUCGUUUUAGAAGACCAGAUCUAUCUCUAUGAUAUCCAGACCAUGAAGUUUCUAUAUACUAUCGAGACAUCUCCAAAUCCUAGUGCAAUCUGUGCUCUGUCUCCCUCCUCUGAUAAUUGCUAUCUCGCAUACCCUCUUCCACAUAAGGCUCCGCCUACGUCCUUUACUCCUCCGUCCCACGCGCUCCCGGGAACACACAUAUUUCACCUACAAGCGGCGAAGUACUGAUAUUCGAUACACUGAAGCUAGAAGCAAUUAAUGUCAUAGAAGCCCAUCGAUCUCCACUAGCAUGCAUAACGCUCAACAGUGAUGGCACUCUGAUAGCUACCGCUUCUGAUAAAGGGACUAUUAUUCGGGUCUUCUCCGUGCCUGACGGUCACAAGUUAUAUCAAUUCAGGCGAGGCUCGAUACCUUCCAGGAUCUACAGCAUGUCGUUCAACACGACCUCUACUCUCCUUUGCGUCUCAUCCUCCACCGAAACCAUACACCUGUUCAAGUUGAGUCAGGGCCAAUCUUCGGAAAAUUCUCUACCGUCGCAUUCGGCUCCCCAAAGAACCAUGAGUCAGAGCUCUCUGAGUAACUCUCCAGAUGAGGAUGAAACCGGUGGUGACAAAGACUCCUCCGAAUUCCCUUCCAGGAAACAUAAUGGCACUCUGAUGGGCAUGAUUCGGCGAACCUCACAAACUGUUGGAAGCUCGUUUGCCGCCAAGGUGGGCGGUUACCUUCCAAAGGGUGUUAGUGAGAUGUGGGAACCUGCGCGAGACUUUGCCUGGAUUAAACUUCCGAAGUCGAAUCCCGGCCCCGGGGGUAAUGGCAACACCGGUCCCUUGCGAAGCGUUGUAGCAAUGAGCAACAACACGCCCCAAGUGAUGGUGGUGACCAGCGAUGGCAACUUCUACGUUUUUAGCAUCGAUCUUUCGAAAGGUGGAGAAGGAACCCUAACCAAACAAUACUCCGUACUGGACGCAAAUGAUAGGCUAGGAUACUCCGUGACGGAUUAUUGACCCUCUUUCCCCGUAUUACUCACUAAGAGCUUACCUUCGUUACGAUUCCUUCUCAUCCUUCUCGCGUUGUGCCUUGUAACCAUUGUUGACAACAGCGGGUUUGACUUUUAUCUACUUUCUUUAAUAAAUCAUCCAUCUAGUUACACAUCGUCUCAUCUUUCCCAUUCUGAAGCAUCCAAUGUAUUUCUAGCGUUGGCUGUUUCCACUUGCUUUCUGUUAUUCCCAGCCAUCUCACGGACUAUCUUUGGUGCCACACUCCAUUCACCCCACAUUCUCAAUAUAUCCUAAUA
This is a messenger RNA of Aspergillus nomiae NRRL 13137, 1935 nucleotides long. Its product is annotated as phosphoinositide binding protein ATG18. Gene Ontology annotation, biological process: autophagy of mitochondrion; protein lipidation; protein localization to phagophore assembly site. NCBI's taxonomy places the organism in Eukaryota, Fungi, Ascomycota, Eurotiomycetes, Eurotiales, Aspergillaceae. The transcript has 5 exons. Gene Ontology annotation, molecular function: phosphatidylinositol-3-phosphate binding; protein binding; phosphatidylinositol-3,5-bisphosphate binding. Gene Ontology annotation, cellular component: phagophore assembly site membrane; fungal-type vacuole membrane; extrinsic component of membrane. The record is from RefSeq and is a predicted model, not a curated record. The annotation marks the transcript as partial.